This is a messenger RNA of Coturnix japonica (Japanese quail), 2660 nucleotides long. RefSeq names its product cyclin D3 (gene CCND3). Gene Ontology annotation, biological process: mitotic cell cycle phase transition. NCBI's taxonomy places the organism in Eukaryota, Metazoa, Chordata, Aves, Galliformes, Phasianidae. Gene Ontology annotation, molecular function: cyclin-dependent protein serine/threonine kinase regulator activity. The record is from RefSeq and is a predicted model, not a curated record.
GCCGAGGCCCCGCCCCCCCUGAGCCGAGGCCCCGCCCCCCCGCGCGCCGCCCGCUCCCGGCGUGUCGCGGCCGCAGCAGCGGAGCCGCGUCGCCCCGCGCCCAUGGAGCUGCUGUGCGUGGAGCCCGCGGCUCGAGUCCCCCGCGCCGGGCGCGACCCGCAGCUGCUGGGGGACCGGCGGGUGCUGCAGAACCUGCUGAGCCAGGAGGAGCGCUACAGCCCCCGCGUGUCCUACUUCCAGUGCGUGCAGCGCGAGAUCAAGCCCUACAUGAGGAAAAUGGUGGCCACUUGGAUGCUGGAGGUGUGUGAGGAGCAGAAAUGUGAGGAGGAGGUGUUCCCCUUGGCCAUGAAUUACGUGGAUCGCUACCUGUCUUCUGUCCCUGUGCGGAAGAAUCACCUGCAACUUCUGGGUGCAGUGUGCAUGCUGCUGGCUUCCAAGCUGCGGGAAACCAUGCCCCUUACAGUGGAGAAGCUCUGCAUCUACACAGAAAACUCCAUCACGCCUCAGCAGCUCCUGGACUGGGAAAUUCUGGUCUUGGAGAAGUUAAAGUGGGACCUGGUCUCAGUGAUAGCAAACGAUUUCUUGGCUCACAUCCUCUAUCACCUCGCGCUUCCUAAGGACAAGAUGGAGCUGGUGAAGAAGCACGCACAGACCUUCAUUGCCCUGUGUGCCACAGACUACACGUUUGCCAUGUACCCCCCCUCCAUGAUCGCAACGGGCAGCAUCAGCGCGGCAGUGCACGGCCUGAGCAUCUCCGUGAAUGGCUUUGGUGGGGAGGCAGUCACCGAGCUGCUGGCCGGCAUCACUGGCACAGAGGUGGACUGCCUGAAGGCUUGUCAGGAGCAGAUUGAGGCCGCCCUAGCCGAGAGCCUGAAGCAGGCAUCCCAAAGUCAACAGGAAUAUAGCACCACCAAGACUGCUGCUUACCCGGCCAGCCAGCCCACCAGCACCCCCACAGAUGUCACGGACAUCAACCUGUGACUGCCUGCCCCUGCCUGAGAGCUGCCCAUCCCCACAACAGCAGGACCCAGCCCCGGGCACCCAGAGCUCACUGCGUCCCCCCAGCCCAUCUGAGAGCCCCUGUGCCUGAAGCCUGCUUUGGGGAUUCACUCUUCCUGCUGGCUGUGUGAGGACAGCUCCACACUCAUCCUUCUCUCCUCCUCCAGCACCAUGGGGGGAAGGGGAGGGGAGAGCCAGGGUGAGGGCUGUGGUGAUGCAGUGGGGCUCACUGCUGCUUGGACUCUGCUCGCUGGCUGCUGGGGGUGUCAGGGGUGAGCUGGUCUUUCUGUUGGGGGGGGGGGUGUUGCAGAAGAGCUGGGGAGGGUCGCAGAUUCCAAAAGGAAAUGGUAAAAUGUUUCUGUUUGCUUUCUUUGUUGCCUGGAUGGCAGAUGUCUGCUGUGCUCAGGUGUGUUUACUGCUGCAAUGACUCCCAGCUCUGCAUGGGCCACCAGUUGUGCACAGCCAGCUCUCACCUGGCUUACGUGACCAAAAUAUCCACGACCCCCUUGUUGAGCACAGGGCAGGUGCUCGUGGGUCCUGGGUCUGCGCUGCGAUGGAUGGCUGUGGCUGCAGGGUAGUGUGACUGCUUCUGCUUGGAGAGACGUGUGUGCCUUGUUUCUUGUUGCCAUUAGGUCUGGGAUUUGCGGGUUCUUGGCUUUGCUUGGGAGAAGUUCUCCCUUUUUUGCAUGGAUGGCAGAGAAGUGCUCAUCCUGGGGACAUCCCUGGGGAGACGCGUGGGCGCAGCGUGACACUGCAGCGCUGACCCAUGCAAAGUGCUUUGGCUUUCUGCUGCCCCACUGAGGCUGCUUAAUUUAUUGUUAAGUGCUAUGAAAAGGGGAGGGAGGAAGGCUGCAGCUCCGUGCGGUGGGGCCUGGAUGCUGCUCUUCUCUCCUUCCUAAAGUGCCUUUAUCCUCUGUCCCCUUCCUUCGCUCCCUGGGCAAUGGGAGACUCUCACUUGAAGCUGGUUGGCUGCAGGUAGCUCAGAUGUCAGUUUAGAUUUAGAGAAAAAAGAAAAAAAGAAAAAAAAUCACUGAAUGUGCUGCUAUGGUCUGAAAUGCAUCUUCACUCCUCCAAGGCAGGGAUCACAUCGUGUCGGGGGGGCUGUUCUGCAUCAGUACCCGAAUGGCUCGAGUUGUGUCCUCACAGGGUAGAAAACUCGCUGCGCACUUGAGCUGAAAAGUGAUGGCAAAGUGACAAAGUGAUGAUGGCAUUUUGUUGUUCUUGUUGAUCCUGUCUGUUCAUUUUACAGAAAAAAAGGAAAAAAAAAAAAAAAAGUGUUUUUUAAAGAAAAAAAAAAACCAUUCUAUAAUGCUGCUUUCCUAAGAGAGAACCAAUACAUUGUAGACUCAUAUUAACCAGGAAUAGCCAGAGAGCCGCUGCUGGGGGUGUCCCUGCACACAGAGCAGCUGCUGAACUGCUCCUGGGGGGGAACCUGCUCUGGGUGCCACCAGAAACAAGUUUAUCAGGUGGAAAAAGCUGGGGCUGCUGUGCUCUCACCGCCGAUGAAUUGCGAGGAGCGUCUGUACAAACAGAUUUUUUUAUAUAUAUAUAUAUGAGUGAGUUUUAAUUUAAGAGUAAUCUGUUGUGGUGUUCACAUGCAAGUCCUGCUGCUGGGAAAGUUGGAGUACCGUGUAAUGUUGCAAUAAAGUAUUUUAAAGGAG